Molecule: messenger RNA, 555 nt
Organism: Vicugna pacos (alpaca)
Lineage: Eukaryota; Metazoa; Chordata; Mammalia; Artiodactyla; Camelidae
Source: RefSeq, a predicted model, not a curated record
AUGGUGGUCUCCCCAGGACCAGACUUCUGUGGAUCUUCCUUAAAUCCUGCUGUGACUAACAAGACUGGGGACAGGCAGUCUCACCAGGAACCUGGGCCAACUUCUGUCAUGUCUCUGAAGCUGAGGCAAUGGGAUUACGGGGACUGUGGAAGCCUGACGUUCAGAGCAGGAGAAGAACUGAAAAGAUUGCAGAAUCCUUUAAAACAAGUUAAUGAUGGAAAAUAUUUACUUGAAAAUCACCCGCUGGCCACGGAUGUGGAGAAUAAUAUUGAAAAAUAUCAUCUCAAUCUACAGCCCUUGGAAUCAAAGGUGAAAAUCAUCCAGCGAGCAUGGCGCGAGUACCUGCAGCGACAGGAGCCCCUGGAGAAGAGGAGCCCAUCACCGCCCUCUGUGUCCUCAGACAAGCUGAGCAGCUCUGUCAGCAUGAACACCUUCUCAGACAGCAGCACACCCGUGAGUGCACGUUUCCUUUUCAUGACCUUGGGAUUUCCCAUUGUGGACCAUGUCAACUGUCCUGCGAUGUCUAAUGGCUUCAGUGUUGCUUUGGGUGGUUAA